AUGCGGGAGCUGCAGCUUUUGCACUUCUCCCUCUUCCUGGUCAUCUACCUGGCUGCCCUCCUGGGCAACGGUCUCAUCAUCACAGCCAUAGCCUGUGACCACCGCCUUCAAACCCCCAUGUACUUCUUCCUCCUCAACCUUUCCUUCCUUGAUCUUGGCUGCAUCUCCACCACUGUCCCUAAGUCCAUGGACAAUUCCCUGUGGGACAACAGGGCCAUUUCCUAUUCAGGAUGUGCUGCCCAGGUCUUUUUCUUUGUUUUCUUUAUGUCAGCAGAGUUUUCUCUCCUCACAGUCGUGGCCUAUGACCGUUACGUUGCCAUCUGCAGACCCCUGCACUAUGGGACCCUCCUGGACAGCAGAGCUUGUGUCAAAAUGGCAGCAGCUGUCUGGGGCACUUGUUUUAUCACUGCUCUCCUGCACACAGGGAACACAUUUUCCAUACCACUCUGCCAAGGCAAGGAGGUGGAGCAGUUCUUCUGUGAAAUCCCCCACAUCCUCAAGCUCUCCUGUUCAGACUCCUACCUCAUGGAAGUUGGGGUUCUUCUGCUUAGUCUUUCUUUAGGCUUUGGGUGUUUCAUUUUCAUUGUGCUGUCCUAUGUGCAGAUCUUCACAGUUGUGCUGAGGAUCCCCUCUGAGCAGGGCCACCACAAAGCCUUUUCCAUGUGCCUCCCACACCUGGCCGUGGUCUCCCUGUUGGUCAGCACUGCAUUUUUUGCCUACGUGAAGCCCUCCUCCGUCUCCUCUCCAGCUCAGGAUCUAACGGUUACUGUUCUGUACUCAGUGGUGCCUCCAGCAGUAAACCCCCUCAUCUACAGCAUGAGGAACAAGGAGAUGAGGGAAGCACUGAAGAAACUUAUUCCAGUGGUACUAGUUUAG
Molecule: messenger RNA, 876 nt
Organism: Tinamus guttatus (white-throated tinamou)
Lineage: Eukaryota; Metazoa; Chordata; Aves; Tinamiformes; Tinamidae
Product: olfactory receptor 14A16
Biological process (GO): G protein-coupled receptor signaling pathway
Cellular component (GO): membrane
Molecular function (GO): G protein-coupled receptor activity; olfactory receptor activity
Source: RefSeq, a predicted model, not a curated record